Molecule: messenger RNA, 1023 nt
Organism: Lucilia cuprina (Australian sheep blowfly)
Lineage: Eukaryota; Metazoa; Arthropoda; Insecta; Diptera; Calliphoridae
Exons: 3
Coding region: 16-912 (298 amino acids)
Biological process (GO): regulation of microtubule polymerization or depolymerization; mitotic cell cycle; chromosome segregation
Cellular component (GO): outer kinetochore; mitotic spindle; spindle microtubule
Molecular function (GO): microtubule binding
Source: RefSeq, a predicted model, not a curated record
AAAAAAACUAUAAUUAUGGAAGAUAUAGAAGAACAGAUAAAACUGGUAGAAGUAAAAAUAUCAAAAUUAAAUAAUUUCAUAGCACUAAGCUUGAGAAGAGAAAAAGUAUCCAAGGAGCUGGAGAAGCUUGUCUCAGAUGCAAUUAUUGUUCGAGAUCUAAUGACAAAAUCUCAUGAGCUAUUGCAAAAGGAAUUUAAUACUUUAGAAAAUGAUUAUAACGAGGUAAUGUCUGAAAUGCGAAAGAAGCAAAUGCUGGUCAUGAACUAUGUAAUUAAAGAAAAAAAGAGAAAAAUCAAAGAAUCUGAAGAGGAGGAAAAGAAAGUUCAAUUGAUACUAAGUGGCGCGAAAUCGAGUGGUAGCGCUAUCAAAGCUAAUAGUGCAGCUCCGAAAUCCGCUGUUAAAAAAACUGAUCUUUUAGCCAAAUUAAACCCAAGUCAAACACUUUCCGCAACACCUAAAAUAAAACUCAAUGACUAUAAACAGUCACCAAUGAUUAAAAAGAAAGUUAAUCCUAUAUUUCAGUUUGAAGAAUUCGAUGUCACAAUCACGCAACAACAAUUCGAUAAAAUACCAAAGUAUAUGUGUGGCCGCGAAACGUUGGAUCAGUUAAAUUCAUUUUUGGAAACAGUUAUUAUACCCUGUUUUAACGAGAAAUAUCAAUUAAUGCACAAGGAACGUAGUUGCUUGAGAAAUUUAAAUGAUCUAGAAUUGUGGAAAUUAUACAAUGAGCAGUCUGUCUAUUUACCGGGACGUAGCUUUAUAACACCUGGAGAUGUGACUAGAAAACUAAAUAAAAUGUUGGAUAAAAAGAACCAAAAUCGUCUAAUAAUGCUUAGACAUAUCGGAAUUCUACAUGAAGUUCGUGUUAAACAAACAGUGUGCUACGUUUGGUCACAUAAUGAUCAUAAUUAAUAUAUUCUAGAUUUUUAAAAAAAUUUUUUGUUAUUAAAGUCGAGAUACUUGAAAUUGCAUGCAAUUAAAUUAAACAAUUUUAAUAAAUAAAUAAUAUUGACUAUUAACUUA